AUGAAAGAGAUGAAAACCAGUUUGGAGGAGCGAACAGACGAAAUUGAAGAUAGGGUAGACAAUGUGAAAGAUAAACUCAUUAAAGUCGAAUUAACAAUCAAACAGGAAGUGGAAGAAACCGCGAAGUAUUUUGAAUCAUUUUCGAGUGAGAGAAAAAUUAAAGAUAGAGAAAUGAUUACCAGAACUGACUUACAUACGAAAAAUAUCGAUGACAAAUUGUCAUUGUUCGAAAACAAGGUAACAGAAAAAGUGAAAAUUAUUGAACAUAAUGUAGAUUCUUGUAACAAUGUAAUUAAAGACAAUGAGCGUGAGGUAGUUCGACUACAGAAACAAUUAAAUGAAAUUCAGGAUAAUUUAGCUAUGAAAUCGGUAGCGACUUCAUUUAACGGAUUUUGGCAAGAAAGAAGCAAAAGAUUUAAUGGGCAUCAUUAUGAACAAAAUCAUGGAGGGUGGAACCAAAAUUCUAAUAAUGGGAAUAAUGGUAGGCAAAAUAAUCAUAAUGGGAAUUAUCAGCAGGAUCGUCAAGGUAAUUUUCAGGGAGAUUUCAAUAGAGGAGAGAAUAGCAACUGGGGUCAACAUGAGAAUAAGGGAGGUAAUUAUUAUGGUGGGAACAGAAAUAGACAAUGGGAAAAUCCAGACAGAAGACAAGAUGGGAAUGGGCAAGGCCGGUUAAACUAA
Molecule: messenger RNA, 678 nt
Organism: Schistocerca gregaria
Lineage: Eukaryota; Metazoa; Arthropoda; Insecta; Orthoptera; Acrididae
Product: GATA zinc finger domain-containing protein 14-like
Exons: 2
Coding region: 1-678 (225 amino acids)
Source: RefSeq, a predicted model, not a curated record